AUGGAAGUACCUAACGAUAACCCCACAUCAGAAGUGGGAUCAAUGGCAACUCCUGCAUUUUCUGAAAAUCAGUGGCGUACCAUUAUGGAACUGCAAAAUCGAAAUUUUGUCGAGAUGUGCAAAGCGAUGCAAGCGUCAGUGCGUUCACAAAAUCAAGUGGUUUUGCCAAAAUUUAACCCAGAUGUAACUGGAGCUGAUGCGACUCAAUGGCGUGCAACGGCAAGCAUUAUUAUGGACGAACAGCAGAUUGAUGGCAGCGCACUUAUCAUGAUGCUGAGUAGUUGCAUGCAGGGCAGUGCUUCAGCGUGGAUUGCACAGAUCUGCUAUCCCGGCAUUAAUUGGGAGCAGUUUAAGGAGUUAUUUAUACAGCGUUUCGAGAUUAAGGAAACGCCGGCAGCUAUGUUCCUGAAUCUGCUGAACAGCCGUCCAGCCCACAAUGAGUGCCCUGCAGUGUACGCAAGCCGUAUGGUGACGUCAUUGACCACAAAAUGGCGCAAUAUGAACGCCGAGGAAAUAGCUGUAUCCACGGUACUUGCGCAUAUGGCCGAUUUUGACAACCGUUUGCAGCGUAUGGUGUUUUCGUCAAAUGUAUAAACUAAAAGUCUGGAACUAAAAGCAUUUACAUUUGACAAAAAGCGGAGCGCUGGGAGCACUGAUAGUAAUAGCGGCGACUACAAGCGAACCAAAAUUGUGUGCAACUUAUGCAAGAAACCAGGACAUAAAAUGGCGGAAUGUAAAUCACAGCGGUCUGGAUUGGAGAAUAAACAGCAUCGCGAUUUGCAGAAUGUGACCUGUUACCGGUGUGGACAACUUGGGCAUCUUGCGAAUCGGUGUACGAGCAAUGCAGCUAAAUCUGGAGCAGUUACUGAGAAGAAAUGUCAUCAAUGUUUUGUGGCUGAGCCAAAAGGAGUUUUGACACACCAGGGUGAGAUCUUUCCUAUUUAUUUUGACUCUGGAGCAGAAUGCUCGCCUAUUCGUAGUAGUGUUGUCGAUAAAUUUGUUGGCAAACUUAUUAAUAAUAUUGUUAUAAUACGAGGUAUUGGCGACGCUGGCAUUUCCAGUAAGCUACAAAAAUUAUCUAGAUGUAUUAUUAAUGGAAAUAUGGUAGAAAUACUGUCACAGACACAUUUCACAAUACAGAUAUCCCUUACCACUUAUUAA
Bactrocera dorsalis (oriental fruit fly) is the source of this 1161-nucleotide messenger RNA. RefSeq lists its product as uncharacterized. The record is from RefSeq and is a predicted model, not a curated record. Gene Ontology annotation, molecular function: nucleic acid binding; zinc ion binding. Lineage: Eukaryota; Metazoa; Arthropoda; Insecta; Diptera; Tephritidae.